This is a messenger RNA of Oncorhynchus gorbuscha (pink salmon), 2439 nucleotides long. Its product is annotated as heparan-alpha-glucosaminide N-acetyltransferase-like. Bases 94 to 2043 code for a protein of 649 amino acids. NCBI's taxonomy places the organism in Eukaryota, Metazoa, Chordata, Actinopteri, Salmoniformes, Salmonidae. The record is from RefSeq and is a predicted model, not a curated record. The transcript is spliced from 17 exons.
CGAUUCCCGUGCAGCACCGUUCUGUAAUCGUACUUUGACCCUCCUCGCUCCCACUAGCAUGUCACAAAAAAACAAGGUGGGAUCGGAAGUGUUAUGGAAAGAGGCAAAAUAAAGAAAAAACACAAAGGCACCAAUUCUGGCGGUGGGGACCAGGAGGGAAGGGAGAAAAACAUCAACAUGGCUCAGCCUGAGAAGCGUUACAAGGUGGUUUUCCCAGCAGUGAUUGCUUUGCUGGUUGCCAUUUGCGUGGCAGAAAUCCCCUCAUGCCACCCCCGGCAUAAGGCUGCAGUGGUAAAGAUGGACGAGGCCUCUCUCACUGUGAACAAUGAGCUGGACGCUGAAAUGGUUGUGAGCUGGCUAUCAGACCACUGCUAUCAGUGUGUGUACCAGCCCCUGGGUGUGGUGCCAGCGGGCCCUGGACCAGGCUUACCCAGCUCAGUGGACUUCACCGUGGGCACACAGCAUGGCAUCACCCUGCAGCUCAACAGCAGCCCCGUCAGCCUGGAACUCUGCAGGGUUCAUUACCACUUUUGGGAGCAUGGUAACUACUCUCUGUGGGUCAAGAACCUGAACGACUCCUCAGUGGUCAACUGUUCCAUGAUCACUGACACAGAAACGGUCAACAGCUACCUGCCCAUCAUGGUGGCCUUUCUGUUGUUCACGGGACUGGCUGUACUGUCUGCUAUUGGAGCUACUGUCACGGGGCUGGACGUGGUUAAAAACCUGAUGUUCCGAUUGGGCAACUCCAUGGAAACUGAGAGGCUCAUCAACUCGGACCUGGGGUUUCCAUGCAGGACGGUGGAGACGGCCACAGACACCAUCCUCCCCACCCCCGCCACCCCCAGCCGGAGGCUCCGAUCCCUGGACACUUUCAGAGGGCUGUCCCUGGUCAUCAUGGUGUUUGUGAACUACGGAGGAGGGAGGUACUGGUUCUUCAGACACGAGAGCUGGAACGGACUCACAGUUGCUGAUUUGGUCUUUCCCUGGUUUGUGUUCAUCAUGGGCACAUCUAUAUCCCUGUCUGUCAGCUCAGCCCUGCGAUGUGGUUUGUCACGUUUCUCUCUGUUCACCAAGGCAGUUUGGAGGAGUGUUCAGCUCUUCCUCAUAGGACUCCUCAUCAUCAACCCCAACUACUGCCAGGGACCACUAUCAUGGGACUCCCUGCGUAUCCCUGGCGUGCUUCAGCGUCUGGCCUUCUCCUAUCUAGUGGUGGUCUCUCUGGACCUCUGUGUGGCCUGGAACAGCCUGGACAACCUUCCUGUGGAUGCUUGGUGGUACUCUGCUCGUGAGUUCCUGCUCUACUGGCCAGCCUGGCUGUGUGUGGUCGUCUUGGAAACCGUGUGGCUCUGUCUCACCUUCCUGCUCCCUGUUCCUGACUGCCCAAGUGGUUAUUUGGGCCCGGGUGGUAUUGGGGACAUGGGCCAGUACCCAAACUGCACUGGGGGAGCAGCUGGAUAUGUAGACCGUUGGCUACUGGGAGAGAAGCACAUCUAUCAAACACCUUCCUCGCGGGUGAUCUACAAGUCUCACCUGCCCUUUGAUCCAGAGGGAGUCCUUGGCAGCAUCAACUCUGUCCUCAUGGCUUUCCUGGGACUACAGACAGGAAAGAUUCUCCUCCACUACAAGGACCAGCACUCCAGUAUAAUGGCCCGGUUCCUCAUAUGGAGCCUGGUUCUGGGAAUCACAUCAGCCGUUCUGACCAAAUGUUCACUAAAUGAAGGCUUCAUCCCCAUCAACAAGAAUCUAUGGUCUCUCUCCUACGUGACCACCCUGGCGUGUUUUGCCCUGCUGCUCCUGGUGUUGAUCUACUACACAGUAGAUGUGAAGAGGUGGUGGUCUGGGGCGCCCUUCUACUACCCCGGUAUGAACUCCAUCCUGGUGUACGUGGGCCACGAGGUCCUAGAGGAGUACUUCCCGUUUCGCUGGCGCAUGGCCGACAGCCAAUCCCACGCAGAGCACCUGACCCAGAACCUAUUGGCCACUUCCUGCUGGGUCCUCAUCUCCUUCCUGCUGUACCGGAAGAACAUCUUCUGGAAGAUCUAGAGGGCCAGGACGCGUUUCAAAGUGUCUUUCUUCAAGUCCUCUAAAGAUUUAGGGGGAAGGUCUGAAGGGGCCGGGCUGCGUCUCAUAAGUAUUUUCUCAGGUCUUUCUGAAGGAUCUUACUCUCCUCAAUUCCUUGUGUCCUUUAACCAACGAUCCACUCACUGGGAGAUGUUGAGCUGGGCCGUAGCUCAAUAGUCUCCUCAAUUCCUUGUGUCCUUUAACCAACGAUCCACUCACUGGGAGAUGUUGAGCUGGGCCGUAGCUCAAUAGUCUCCUCAAUUCCUUGUGUCCUUUAACCAACGAUCCACUCACUGGGAGAUGUUGAGCUGGGCCGUAUCUCAACAGUCUCCUCAAUUCCUUGUGUCCUUCAACCAACGAUCCACUCACUGGGAGAUG